Molecule: messenger RNA, 1547 nt
Organism: Gambusia affinis (western mosquitofish)
Lineage: Eukaryota; Metazoa; Chordata; Actinopteri; Cyprinodontiformes; Poeciliidae
Product: cornifelin-like
Exons: 4
Coding region: 85-453 (122 amino acids)
Source: RefSeq, a predicted model, not a curated record
CUGAGACACCACAUCCCACACAGUCAGUCCUUUCAGCACCCUCCUGGUUGGCUUCCACAUUUAUCAGCUAAUGUUUAGUGAAAGAUGGGUGGAGAAGACUGGAACUCUGGCCUCCUCAGCUGCUGUGAUGACAUGAAAUCUUGCUGCUAUGGUUUUUGGUGCUGCCCCUGUCUCGCCUGCACCGUGUCAGGACUUUUUGGACAGAACCGUUGUCUUCCACUGUGUGAUAUUUGCAGCCCUGCUGUGUUGUCUGCUUUUGGGAUACCUCUGUGUGUCCCCCCUGCAGGAUUAGCCAUGCGAGUCGGGAUUCGGCAGAAAUAUGAAAUUAAGGGUUCUCUUUGUAAGGACAUUGCCACGUCCUGCGUCUGUGUGUGGUGCUCUUGGUGCCAGUUGCAUCGGGAGUUGAAGUAUCGCAAGCACACCCCUGCUGUCGUGAACCAGCCUAAGAAAUGAAAAACUACAGAGGUUUUAUAACUGCUGCUCCAAAAUUUGGUUAAAAGUGAUCAUCUUUAGUUUAAUGUCUCAAUAGCUAAACAGAGUUUGUUUUUAGUUUUCUUGUGGCUAUAAUAAGCAUAGGAUUUAAAUAAAUAAGUAAAACAGUCUUGGCCUUUGAACAUCAGAAUUUGCUUGGUACAGUUUAUGAUAUGAUCCACUCCACCCUGUGUUAAAGUCUGGGCACACUUAAUUUUUUUUAUAAGAAAUUUCAUACUGAGAUGAAGGAUGAAGAAAAAAAAGUUUACUUUUUAAUGGUGGUGUGUUUCUGUUUAUGAUUUAAAUAAAACUUUUUAAAUAUGUGUAAUUGACAUCAUAUUUAUAUUACAGAUGAAUGUUAAAAAGUGUGAUUUUUCAAUAUAACAGCAUUCAACAGUAAAUAUCUAUUGAAUGUUGUUAUCUGUCUAUAAUUCUAGUUUCAUUUCUUGGAGUAAUUCUUGCUAUUAAAUAAUUAUCCCUGUCGACAGCAACAAUCACAAUUUCCUGGUUUUAAUUCAGUUCAGUUCACAUUUACAAAAAUUCCUGUGUUAGUUUAAGAUUCUCAAUAAAAGGUUUCCUUCAUCUUGUCUUAUGCCCAUGUCUUGUUUUCCAUAAAAUGUAUCAUAACAUUUUGUAUUACUUAAAUUUUGUGUUACUUAAAAUUAUAUGAUGCAUAAAAUUUUGGUAAAAACAAAAAAGGAAGAAAGUACUCCAGUAAGAGGAGCAUUAAUUAUAUUUUAUAAUAGUAGUCAUCCAAAAUGUAUUCAAGUAAGAGUAAAAAAGUAUUUUUGUAAAAGGAAUUGUCAAGAACUGUCUCAUUGUUUAUCAGAUAUGAUCUAAUUUGUAAAAAAAUUAAAUGUAAUCAGACACAGAAAUAUAAGAAUUAUUUGAAAAUAAGGACAUUGAAAAGAAUGAAAAUAAAUAAAAAUAUAUAUAGUAGAACUUCUAUAUCAUUACAAAAUACUACAAAUUCAUACAAACCAAACACAUAUUGUGAAAUAAUUUUUAAAUAUAAAACUUUCUAAACUAAUACUUGCAGUCACUGUAUGUUAGAACAGUGUAAUAGUAAAUAUACA